GGCUCCUCUCUCGCAUAUCCCCACAGGCGCCUCCAGCCCCCCGUACGAAAACCGGAGGCGAAAACCCUCAAACCCUAAUCCCCAUGGCGGACUCCGACGCAUCGGCGCCGCCGCCAGAGGUAGCGACCGAGAUGAAGAUUCCAGUCGUAGACCUCACCGACGCCGUGCAGGAAGACGCUGCAUCUGACCCUGCGGCGGCCGCCCCCACGCAGGAAGAGGCGCCAUCAGAGGUUGCCGACGCCGAAGGCGACCACAAGAGGAAGCUCGAGGAGGUCGACGCGGGCGCGGAGGCCAACGGCGCCGGGGAGGACGCCAAGCGACCGCGCGUGGAAGGCAACGGCGCAGAUGCCGUGCAAAACAGUGAGUCCUCCGAGAAGCCCGAGGAGCCAGUCGCUGUGAUUACUGAGGGGGCGGCAGAUGCCGAGGUUGCUCCUACCGGCGAUCUGCAGACAAGUUCUGAGGUCAAGCCACAGGAGACUGCAACUCAAGCACUGCCACAACAGCAAGAAGGUGAUGCAACCGGUGCCCUGCAGGAGACUACCCGCCUAAUUGAUGUGCCCAAUACUAAGGUCGGUGUUCUAAUUGGAAAAGCAGGUGAAACGAUCAGAAACCUGCAAAUGAGCUCGGGCGCAAAGAUCCAAAUCACAAAGGAUGCAGAUGUCCCUUCAGAUGCCACGACUCGUCCAGUCGAAUUGGUUGGAACUAACGAGAGUAUUGACAAGGCUGAGCAGCUUAUUAAGAGUGUUAUAGCCGAGGCUGAGGCUGGCGGUUCCCCUGCCUUGAUAGCCAAAGGUUUCGGGUCUGGUCAGUCAGGUUCAGAGCAGUUUGAGAUGCUAGUCCCUGAUAAUAAGGUUGGUUUAAUUAUUGGAAAAGGAGGUGAGACAAUUAAAAACCUGCAAACCCGAUCUGGUGCUCGAAUCCAGUUAAUUCCUCAACAUCCUCCGGCGGGUACUACACUGACUGAAAGGACUGUACGUGUUACUGGCAAUAAGAAGCAGAUAGAAGCUGCAAAAGAGUUGAUUAAGCAAGCUAUGAGUCAGACAUUUCCAAGAAACACAACUCAGUCUGGUGGCUAUGGUCCGCAACAUCAUCACCCUCAGGGUCAUGGCCCAGCUUCUCAGUGGGGGCCACGUUCUCAACCUCAGCAGUAUGGAUAUCCACCAAGAGGGCCUCCUCAGAACGCGCCAUACUCUCAACCCCCUUAUGGUGGUUACCCACAGCAGCCGCCACCUAGAGGUGGCAUGGGCUGGGACCAGAGGCAGGGCCCUCCGCCUCACCAGGGUGGUGGUUAUGACUACUACAAACAGGGAUCUCAACCGUAUGAAAGCCAGCCACCAAACUACCCCCCUGGACUAGGUAACUACAACAGCUAUGGCCCAUCACAAGCUCCAAGCUAUGGACAGCCUCAGUAUCCACAGUCUGCGCCUCCACAGAACUAUGGCCCUGGAUAUGGUGAUCCUAGGUACAGUGCUCCAGCUCCAGCCCAGCAGUACUAUGGGCAGCCACCAGCCGGUCCGCAGCAAGGUUACCCUCAACAGCCAGAUCCUUAUGCUAGACCUCCAUAUGGUGGACCUGGACAAUGGCCACCCAGAGGCAGUGCACCUGCAGAUGGUGCUUACCAGGCACCACCCCCUGCAUCUUAUGCUCCGCCAGCCCAGCAACCUCCUGCUUAUGGUCAAACAUACCCAACUGGACCUGAUGGGUAUGCUCAGCAGGGUUACUCACAGCAGGGUGGGCAAGGGCCAGCAGCAUAUGGUCAGAGUGCUCCGGCAGGACCAGGGUACAGUCAGCAGGGCGGCUAUGCGCAGUAUCCUGCGUCGCAGCCAGCAUACGGUGAUCAGUCAGCUCAAAACAACGCAAACUAUGGCUAUCAGGGAGCCCCAGCUGAUCCCAGCUAUGGAAAUGCCUACCCACAGUCAGGAUAUGCUGCUGCACCGACAACUGGUCAGCCUGGAUAUGGUCAGGCAGGAUACACCCAGCCACCAGCUACAAACCCACCAAGUUAUGAUCAGUCUGCGCCACCGGCAGCUCAAAGUGGCUAUGCUGCACCUGCUGCAAACCCACAGCCUGCGGUUGCAAAGGGCGUGUCGCCUCAGCCUGCUACUGCUGCUGGAUACGGCGGGCAGUGGACUGCCUGACUUCUGUUCUGAAGCCCCGCUGAAAGCAAGAUAUAUUUGAGAGCUAUAUGUUUUGUCGCCUGCUGUUUUAAAUCUUUGGGAUGAGGCUUGCCGUCUAAAAGUUUAUACUCUCUGUAGUACUAGUAGAUUGUUAUGUUAACUUUGAACUUUUGAGUUGAAAAGAGAACCUGGUUAGCUUA
Molecule: messenger RNA, 2317 nt
Organism: Aegilops tauschii subsp. strangulata
Lineage: Eukaryota; Viridiplantae; Streptophyta; Magnoliopsida; Poales; Poaceae
Molecular function (GO): RNA binding
Source: RefSeq, a predicted model, not a curated record